This is a messenger RNA of Condylostylus longicornis, 1596 nucleotides long. RefSeq lists its product as uncharacterized. Bases 284 to 1513 code for a protein of 409 amino acids. Gene Ontology annotation, cellular component: presynaptic membrane. Lineage: Eukaryota; Metazoa; Arthropoda; Insecta; Diptera; Dolichopodidae. Gene Ontology annotation, biological process: neuron-neuron synaptic transmission; neuromuscular synaptic transmission; clustering of voltage-gated calcium channels. The record is from RefSeq and is a predicted model, not a curated record. The transcript is spliced from 4 exons.
UUGUUGUUGAUUUCUAGAGUCCCUUUGAUACGUAGAAUUGUUGAAUUGGUUCUCCCCUGCAGAGUUUAUUUGGAAGAUCUUAAUCUGUUUUAUACAUACCCAACAAAUGAAAAUUUUUUGCUUUUUAAUAUUCGCAAUUCUUCUAUAAAAAUUGAAUUUUUUAAGAACUUUUAGAAGGUUAUAAAAAAUGAAUUUUUUUUUUUCAGACUAAACUUAAUUAUUAAAAAACAAUUAUUUUAUAUAAAUGUAAAAUAAAGAAAAACGAAAGAGGAUAAAUUACAAAAUGCGAGAAAAUUCAGUAAAUUAUUAUGGUAGAGCAAAACCUAAAACAGUUUAUAGAUCACUUCAUUCAUCUUUACUUGCUUUAAUAGAUAUAUUAUUUUCUUCAUUAAUAAUAGCACCAUUAGUUAUUAGUUAUUGGCGUGGAACAUGGGAAUUAUUGGGUCAUUAUAUUAUGCCACAUCAAAUAUUAUUUUCAGCUUGUUUAUCCUUUUUUAUUGGAUUAUUUGGUCAUUCAUUGUUUGUAAUUGGACAGCAAUUUUUAGCAAAUGCUCUUAAUCCGGAUCGUGUUCGUUUAACAUAUUAUGUUAUAUCAAGAUUUUAUACAUAUGUUUAUGGUUCAAUAUGUGUUAAUGGAUGGCGUGGAGCAUGGAUUCUAGUUGAUUUAUUUACUGGAAAUACUCAAUUAUGGACCGUAGCUCUUGUUACUUUAAUAGUAAUAUUGUUACUUGCUGGUACAAGAGGUUUUAGAAAUUGCUGUGCAACACCAUUUGCAUUAAUAACAGAUUAUAGAGAUGGAUAUUUUGAAGUUGCGACAAUGUUUAAGACGCUGGGAUCCAAAGAACCUGGUUUAUAUGUUUUGGAUUGUUUAUUCUCUGUUUUAAUUGUCGGAACUUUAGUUGUUGUAGCGUGGCGUGGAGUAUGGGUAAUGUUAGAUUUAACAUUAUAUCCAACAAGUAAAGCACUCUCUGGAUGGGGCUCUCUGAUCAUAGGAUAUAUAAUAGUAACGGUAACAUUUGCUACACAACCAACAAUACAAUGGACAUGUGAAAAAAUCUCUGGAUUAUGUCGAAUAAUUGUUGCUGAUUUAUUUUUAUUUAUUAGCUUCCUUGGUACAGUUAAUGUAUGGCGAGGUGUUUGGAUGUUAAUCGAUGUUUAUUUAUAUUCUGAUGAUCAUGUUUUUAGUUGUUGGCUAUCACAUUCAGUAUCAUUUAUGCUAUUAAUAUUAUUAAAUUGUUCAAAUUCUGUUUUAGUACGUGGUGUCUAUAUUGAUUGUGAAGAACCGAAUGGUGAAUGUGUUGUUUUUCCAAUACAAUAUGUCAGAUUAUUUUUUCAAAAAGAAAGAUUAAAGAAACAUAAAAUGUAUACAGAUUCUCAAGAAGAAGAAAAUUUAAUAUAUGGUAAUCGUAAAUUAAAUUGUAAUGCAACAAUAGUUAAAAGUGGAAAUAAUAAUUUAAGUAAUAAAAUGAAAAAUGAUAAUACAAGUAUAUUUAAUGAUAUUAAACCAAUUUAGUUAUAAUAAUUAUUUUUAUUAUUAUUGUCAUUAUUAUUAUUAUUUAGUAUGUAAAUUAUUUGUUUUUUUAAUUUUAAGUAUUA